Molecule: messenger RNA, 954 nt
Organism: Mycena indigotica
Lineage: Eukaryota; Fungi; Basidiomycota; Agaricomycetes; Agaricales; Mycenaceae
Product: Pectate lyase a
Exons: 14
Coding region: 1-954 (317 amino acids)
Molecular function (GO): pectate lyase activity
Source: RefSeq, a predicted model, not a curated record
AUGAAGUGGCUUUACUCUCUUAUCGCUCUCGUCGCAGUUCAAGUCGUCUCGGCCAACCCCACCCCAGAACUCGCCAAACGUGCGUCGGCCAACGACGUCGCUACUCUCGGCUACGCGACGCUCAAUGGAGGUACCUCGGGUGGCUCGGGCGGCAGCCAGACCACAGUUUCCAGCCUGUCCGCAUUGACAUCUGCUGUUUCGGGAAGCGCGAAGAAGAUCGUUUUUAUUUCUGGGACCAUCACGGGCAACACCGUCGUCAAAGUUGGCCCCAACACCAGCAUUAUUGGAAAGAGCGGCUCUUCGCUCGUCGGUGUUGGCCUCCGCAUCUUGGAUGUCUCCAACGUCAUUGUCCGCAACGUCAAAAUCUCCAAGGUUCUCGCUGACGCUGGUGACGCGAUUGCCGUCCAAAACUCCCACCAAGUCUGGAUCGACCACGUCGACCUUUCGUCUGACAGAGACCAUGACAAGGUGCGCUACGACGGUCUUCUUGAUCUUACUCACGGAGUAACUGGCAUCACCGUCACCAAUAGCAAGCUCUAUACGCACUGGAAGGCCUCCCUCAUUGGUCACUCCGACAACAACGGCGCCGAAGACACCCCCAUCACCGUGACCCUGGCCAGCAAUUACUGGUACAACCUCAACUCGCGUACCCCAUCGUUCCGAUUCGGUCACGGCCACAUUUUCAACAACGUCUUCGAUAACAACAGCGACGGCAUCAACACUCGCGACGGCGCUCAACUCCUUGUCGAGAACAACGUCUGGACCGGAACCAGCAAGCCCCUUUACUCGACUGACGGCGGCUUUGCUGUUGCGACUGGCAAUGACUUCGGUGGCGCCUCAAACACAGCCCCAACUGGCAGCUUCACUAGCCCACCAUACUCCUACAGCAAACUCGCGGCCUCUGCGGUCCGCAGUGCAGUUGUCGGGAGUGCUGGCCAGACUCUUAGUUUCUAA